Lactuca saligna is the source of this 468-nucleotide messenger RNA. The record is from the annotation of a GenBank genome assembly. NCBI's taxonomy places the organism in Eukaryota, Viridiplantae, Streptophyta, Magnoliopsida, Asterales, Asteraceae.
AUGGCACCGUUUGGACUAAGAGCACUUCCUUCCCCCAAGUCUCAUGUGAACAGACACAACAUCACCAAAAUCCGAUUGAUGGGUUCGAUUCGCCUCUUCUGGUUACACAAAGUUGUCGUGAUAUUCAACUUUGUUUAUGUUCUACAACACUUACUGUUCAGUGUGACUGAACCACAACUUAGGACAAAGCCUUCUAGUGUAUCAGAUGUUGUGGAUGCACCAGAGAUUCUAGCAGUGAUUGGAAAGAUUCCAUUUUUAUCAGAAUUUAUGAACUCUCUGUACGAGUGUCAAUAUAAAUCAUUCUUCUCUGCUUUUGUUGGGAUCACUGAGCAUAUUAACUUGGAUCGGUAUUUGCAUCUACACUUUUGUUUUUACAUGAGAGAGAUCAGGACAGUUGUGUAUUCUCAGUUCCUGGAAUCUUACAAGAGUGUCACCAUUGAAGCCAUGGCAAAGGCGUUUAGUUUAUAG